This is a messenger RNA of Thlaspi arvense, 4341 nucleotides long. Lineage: Eukaryota; Viridiplantae; Streptophyta; Magnoliopsida; Brassicales; Brassicaceae. The record is from the annotation of a GenBank genome assembly.
UUUCGAUUAAGAGAUGCUGAGCUGUAAUAGUCAUGCCACGUGUCAACUUAGUUUGCAUCACAUAAAUACUUGAAACAAUCUCAGACUUCUGCAUUCAUCUAAAUUAUCUCAUCUCAUCUAAUCCCACCACAAGAAGAUGAUGAAUUCCCAAAGAUCAUCAUCAUCGCUCAUCGACCCUAGAAGCGGUUUCUACAAUGCAAACUCGACGUUUUACAGUAAACGUAAACCAUUGCCACUUUCGGCGAACACGUCGCUCGACGUCACCACUUUCAUCUCCUCUCAAGCUCACCGUCACCGCGGUACAACCGCCUUCCUCGACGCCGCCACGGGCCACCGCAUAAGCUUCUCCGAUUUCUGGAGAGCCGUGAAUCGUGUCGCAGACUGUCUCCACCUCGACGUCGGAAUACGAAGAGGCGACGUCGUACUGAUCCUCUCUCCCAACUCCAUCUACAUCCCCGUCGUCUGCCUCGCCGUCAUGUCUCUCGGCGCCGUCGUCACCACCUCGAGUCCUCUCAACACCGCCGGUGAGAUCUCCAGACAGAUCGCAGAUAGCAACCCAAAGCUCGCCUUCACAACGCCUGAGCUAGCUCCGAAACUCGCUGGUGUCCCAAUUGUCCUCGAGAGAGUGGGACCCACUCGCGGAGCCAGAGUCGUUGGGAUUUUGAGCGAGAUGGUGAAGAAGGAACCGAGUGGGUGGCGAGUGAGAGACCGAGUUAACCAGGACGACACGGCGAUGCUUCUCUACUCGUCGGGGACGACAGGACGGAGCAAAGGGGUGAAUUCGUCUCACGGUAACUUAAUCGCACACGUGGCGAGACACUUCGCUGAGCCAAUGGAGCCAAAUGAGAUAUUCCUCUGCACCGUUCCGAUGUUCCACACCUACGGAUUAUUAAACUACGUCAUGGCCACCUUAGCACUGGGUUUGACGGUGGUGAUCCUCCGGAGAUUCGAUCUCCACGAAAUGAUGGCGGCGGUUGAGAAGUACAGAGCCACUAGUCUGGUUUUGGCGCCGCCGGUUGUAGUAGCUAUGAUUAACGGAGCCGAUAUGGUCAAGACCAAGUACGAUCUGAGCUCCCUGAGAACGCUGAGGUGCGGUGGAGCGCCGUUGAGCAAGGAGGUUACGGAAGGGUUUUUAGAGAAAUAUCUAACGGUCGAUAUUUUUCAAGGAUACGCUUUGACGGAAUCAAACGGCGCAGGAGCUUCGGCUGAUACGGUGGAGGAGAGCCGGAGAUACGGUGCGGUGGGGCUGUUGUCGUCCGGUGUGGAAGCGAGGAUUGUGGAUCCAAGUACGGGUCGGGUCAUGGGUGUGAAUCAAACGGGCGAGCUUUGGCUCAAAGGACCUUCUAUUGCUAACGGUUAUUAUAGGAAUGAAGAAGCUACAAAAGAAGCUUUUGAUCCACAAGGAUGGCUUAAAACCGGAGAUCUUUGCUAUAUUGACGAUGAUGGAUUUGUCUUUAUCGUAGAUCGAUUGAAAGAGCUUAUCAAAUACAAAGGUUAUCAGGUGCCUCCAGCUGAGCUAGAGGCUCUUCUACUGAGUCAUCCAGAUAUUCUAGACGCAGCCGUUAUUCCGUUUCCAGAUAAAGAAGUGGGACAAUGUCCGAUGGCUUACGUGGCAAGAAAGCCUGAGAGCAAUCUGUCUGAGAAACAAGUUAUUGACUUCAUCUCUAAACAGGUGGCACCGUAUAAGAAAAUAAGAAAGGUUGCGUUUAUAAACUCCAUACCAAAGACUGCAUCCGGCAAAACACUUCGCAAGGAUCUAAUCAACAUAGCUACUUCUACGCUUUAAAAAAAAAAAAAAAAAAAGAUCGCUACAUUUUCAUUUUUAUUUAUAUGGUUUUUUCGACAUAACAAGGAACAAGUUUUAAUGAAUAAAUUUGGAGGUUACACCUGAGUAAUGAAUACAAAUGAACAUUUGAUACGAAGUAAACCCGAUAUUAUAAUAUCGCUAGAUGAAAUCCGCUAAAUAAUCGAUGGUUAUUGCUAGUUGAUAUCUACAUGUUAAUUGACUUGUUUUUGGUACAAAUAAUCACUGGAACAGCAAAUAUAUUGAAAAAGAAAAGCAUGGAUUAUUUUACUUAAUAGUAGCAUGCAUUGACUUGCCGAGUUAGUUUAGUCUCGAUAACAACACCUCUAUGAAAUGAUAAAUAUAUUUUGCAGAAUCUUACCCAUUUUUUGUUUUAUCUAGAGUUUGCACACCAGACUAAACCAAACCCAUCAUCGGCCAUCGCUCUCCUACCAAACCCUCUUUUCUAUUGCUAGUUAAAAUAUAUAACAUGAGGUUCAUGUCCUAAACUUUAUGAUUAUCAAUUAUUACGGGGAAUAAUAAUACUUUAGGAUGAUAGUGGUUGUGCGAUACCUUUAUACAGCAACAAAAUAUAAUUUUAUGAAGUAGCUCUUGAAACUUUUUUCCGCCGGAGUUGAGCUCAAAGAGCUUCAUAUCAUACGCCUGAGACUGAGAGAAAUGGCGGCUCCUCCUCAGAGACCUCUCAUCGAUCCCAGAAGCGGUUUCUGCGAAUCAAACUCCACAUUCUAUAGUAAACGCAACCCACUGAGUCUCCCGGCGAAUGAUUCGCUUGACGUCACCACUUUCAUCUCCUCUCAGCCGCACCGCGGCACCACCGCCUUUAUCGACGCCUCCACUGGCCACCGCUUCAGCUUCUCCGAUCUUUGGAGAGCCGUCGAUCGUGUCGCCGACUGUCUCCACCACGAAAUCGGAAUACGGAGAGGCGACGUCGUCCUCAUACUCUCUCCCAACUCGUUCUACGUUCCCGUCGUCUGCCUCGCCGUCAUGUCUCUCGGCGCCGUCGUCACCACCGCGAACACUCUCAACACCGCCAACGAAAUCUCCAGACAGAUCGCCGACUGCAACCCGACGCUCGCCUUCACGACUCCCGAUCUGGCUCCCAAACUCGCCGGUACCGGUAUCCCCGUCGUCCUCGAGCGCGUGGGUCCCACUCGCGGAGUCAGGGUCGUGGGAGUUUUGAGCGAGAUGAUGCAGAAGGAACCGAGUGGGCGGCGAGUCGUAGACCGAGUCAACCAGGAGGACACCGCGGUGAUGCUUUACUCGUCGGGAACCACAGGACCGAGCAAAGGAGUGAUCUCGUCGCACGGGAACUUAACCGCUCACGUGGCGAAAUUCGUCAUGGAUAAAUGGAAAGGAGACGAGAUCUUCCUCUGCACUGUCCCGAUGUUCCACACCUUCGGAUUAUUGUGCUUCGCUAUGGGCACCGUAGCAUUGGGUUCCACGGUGGUGAUCCUCCGGAGAUUCGAUCUCCACGACAUGAUGGCGGCGGUGAUGAAGUACAGAGCCACGACUCUGGUUUUAGCACCGCCGGUUAUAGUAGCUAUGAUUAACGGAGCCGAUCUGAUCAAGGCCAAGUACGAACUGAGCUCACUGAGAACGGUGAGGUGCGGUGGAGCGCCGUUGAGUAAGGAGGUGACGGAGGGGUUCUUAGAGAAAUACCCGACGGUUGACAUUUUUGGGGGAUACGCAUUGACGGAAUCGAACGGUGCAGGAGCUUCGAUUGAAUCGGUGGAGGAGAGCCGGAGAUACGGUGCGGCGGGGUUGUUGUCGCCUAGUGUGGAAGCGAGGAUUGUGGAUCCGGAUACGGGUCGGGUCAUGGGUGUGAAUCAAACGGGCGAGCUCUGGCUAAAAGGGCCUUCUAUCGCCAAAGGUUAUUUUAGAAACGAAGAAGCUACAAAUGAAACCAUUAAUUUGGAAGGAUGGCUAAAAACGGGAGACCUGUGCUAUAUCGAUGAUGAUGGGUUUGUUUUUGUUGUGGAUCGACUCAAGGAAGUAAUAAAAUACAAAGGCUACCAGGUGCCUCCAGCUGAACUAGAGGCACUCUUGAUUACUCAUCCAGACAUCCUCGAUGCCGCCGUUAUACCGUUUCCAGAUAAAGAAGCAGGACAAUAUCCGAUGGCAUACGUGGCACGGAAGCUUCAGAGCAACCUUUCAGAGAGACAAGUUAUUGACUUCGUUUCUAAACAGGUGGCACCGUAUAAAAAGAUAAGAAAAGUCGCAUUUAUAAACUCCAUACCAAAGACUGCAUCUGGAAAGACACUUCGCAAGGAUCUAAUAAAGCUGGCCACUUCUAAACUAUGAAAUGAUCUAUUUGCUAGAUUCUCACUUUUACUGAUGAUAUAUAUUGCUUGUAUUUCCAACAAGAGGGAAAUGUAACAGUAAUUUAUUCAACUCUCUCUAUCAAAAAUAUUGCAUGUUAUCCAUGGCAUGACAAAAGUGUACCAAAGCUCGUACACUGCCCAAAAUGGUUCAUCCGGAUGUUAAUAAUAAGGGGCACUCAUGAACAUAAAGUUAUGAAAAUAAUAUUUUUGACUUCA